AUGUCGAAGCGACACUGUGACUGCUUUCUUUCUCAUAAAUUCAUAGUGCCAUUCGCAUUCAAACGUGAUCACAGCCUACUUAUUCUAUUGGGGAAAAACGUUGGAGCGCCGAAAGCGGCCGGACACCAAGGGUACUGGGUCUGUUCCGGCAUUCCAACUCCCCCUAGCCAUUCAAUAAAGCGGAUGCAUCCCAAUAUACGUCUUGCACGGCAGUCAAUCGGCCCACCAUUGACCACCCCUAGCACCUUCUUUUUGUACGACCUGCUCUUCAGGGACUAUAUAUGUUGA
This is a messenger RNA of Peniophora sp. CBMAI 1063, 288 nucleotides long. NCBI's taxonomy places the organism in Eukaryota, Fungi, Basidiomycota, Agaricomycetes, Russulales, Peniophoraceae. The record is from the annotation of a GenBank genome assembly.